CAUAGUUUGCGGACUGAAAGUGGCGCACAAAUCCUUUUCCUGGCUGUAUCAUCACAGAUCAUCACACACAUCACGGAUUUAUGGAAACACCUAUUGUAAACACAGACACACACAGUCCAAACUAUUUACAUUUACACAAUUUACUAUAAAAUAAAAUCUCUCUCACACACGCAUGCCUGCGUUAGUGCAGGGGGCGUGGCCACAUAAUAGUGACGUCAUCGAAAAACGGCCUUUCUGAGUUGCACUUGAACCUAACAAGUUUACCUGCAGCACCUAAAAGAUUGAGCUCUCAGAGAUCUGAUCACCUCGAAAACAAACUGUUGGAGAACUGAGUUGAAUACCUACAGCAAACAAUACCUGUUGGAUACAAUGGCUUCCAGUGGACCCCCGGCGUGCAGACCAGUGUGCAUCUUCAGACCUACAGUCCGCCCUGAUGCCGCCCUUAUGCCCGACGACCCGGUCCUUCCUGAUUACGAGGACGAGGAGGAAGAGGUUGGCGUUGGUGCGGAUCAUGUGGACGGGCUUCAGGAGGCUGAGGGUGAGCUGCAGUUCCCACCACCACACUUUGUGAUGGAGGGACAACAACAAGGCUAUGUUCUUCUUCCUGUUUACUACCCUGUUUACUACCCUGUUUACUACGCUGUUCCCUACGCUGUUCCUGUCGCUGCUCCUUAUGCUUUUGCUGACCCUGCUUUCCCUCACGCUGACCCUGCUUUUCGUGACGCUGAACCUUUUGAUAAUAAUGCUUUUGAAGCUGCUUUUGAGCUUAUUAUGGACAGGUACGGGUAUUUGCUACCUGAAGAGGAGGAUGAUGAUCCUGAGAUUGAUGUCGUCGGACUUGAGGACGAGGACUUUGAGUUUGCAGUUGAGCUCCUUGGACUGGAUGUUGAAGACAUCGGGCCACUCUUCUUGGAAGAUUCUUCAGAAGAGCUCACGGAUGCAGCAGUUCCCUCAACUUCUGGCCUCGGCUCCUCCACAAAACGACGCAGGGAAGAGAGCGACGACGAGGAGGAGGCUGCUAUGAAGAGACCGAGGUGGUCCGAAGACAGCGGCUCGGAUUGA
Messenger RNA from Anarrhichthys ocellatus (wolf-eel), 1062 nucleotides. RefSeq lists its product as uncharacterized. NCBI's taxonomy places the organism in Eukaryota, Metazoa, Chordata, Actinopteri, Perciformes, Anarhichadidae. The transcript has 2 exons. The record is from RefSeq and is a predicted model, not a curated record. Bases 370 to 1062 code for a protein of 230 amino acids.